Molecule: messenger RNA, 3991 nt
Organism: Colossoma macropomum (tambaqui)
Lineage: Eukaryota; Metazoa; Chordata; Actinopteri; Characiformes; Serrasalmidae
Gene: sfmbt1
Product: Scm like with four mbt domains 1
Exons: 21
Coding region: 144-2753 (869 amino acids)
Biological process (GO): regulation of DNA-templated transcription
Cellular component (GO): nucleus
Molecular function (GO): histone binding; transcription corepressor activity
Source: RefSeq, a predicted model, not a curated record
GGUUAGUCGGCGGCGCAUGCGCACUAGCACUUUGUGCCAUAUUGGAAUGAGGUCGUGAACGACUAAGGCGGAAAAAAAAGAUACGGCAUCUAAAACCGACUUGGAAAAAACUCCUCAGCGAAGCUGUGAGAUUGAGUUCCAGGAUGAGCGCUGUAGAAGCGCUGGAGUCCGAUGCGGACUCUGGUCAGGAUGUGUCUGAGUUUAACUGGGAUGAUUAUCUGGAGGAGACAGGAGCUCUGUCUGUGCCCCACCAUGCCUUCAAACACAUGGAUCAGGGGCUGCAGACGGGUCUGUCUCCAGGUAUGAAGCUGGAGGUGCCUGUGCGCAGUGAGGGUGAUGGUGCCUAUUGGGUCGCCACCAUCAUCACCACAUGUGGGCAGCUGCUGCUGCUGCGAUACGAGGGCUAUCAGGAUGACCGGCGUGCUGAUUUCUGGUGUGAUAUCAUGACGGCAGACCUGCACCCCAUUGGCUGGAGCCGGCAACAGGGUCGUCCAAUGAGGCCACCAGAGGGUGUGCGGGAGAAGCAUCAGGACUGGGAGGCCUUGCUGGAGAAAGCUCUGUCUCUGUCAGAGUCUUGCAGCGCACCAGCCAGUCUUCUGGAGGGGGCCCAGCGCGGCUGUAAUCCUGUAGACCUGCUAAGUCCAGGCCUUAGCGUGGAGCUGGUGGAUAAGGAGGAUGCAGAAGUGGCCUGGGCUGCGGUUAUUGAAGAUAACGUUGGGGGGCGACUCCGUCUCCGCUACUCUGGCACUGAGGAGCUCCCCGACAACCCUUCAGUCAUCUGGGUGUUCUACCUGAACCCACUGCUUCACUUGCCUGGCUGGGCCAAAGACCAUGGCAGGACCCUUAGACCUCCGUCAGCGCUGCUUCCGUUGCGUACUGAGGAGCAAUGGGAGGAAGUGAGACAGGCCAUUUCCAACCAGCCAAGGGACUCCAACAUCAGUGAAGAGUUCUAUAAGGAUCGGCCGGCUAUCACUCCGCACUGCUUCGCUGAGGGGAUGAAGCUGGAGGCAGUAGAUCCAGCUGCACCUUUCACAAUCAGCCCUGCCACUGUGACUAAGGUGUUUGGUGAUCAGUUCUUCCUGGUGCAGAUGGAUGAUAUGAGAGAGGAAGGGCAGAGAGAAGGAAGUUGUCGGCCUUUUCUUUGUCACAGGGACAGUCCUGGAAUCUUCCCUGCCCAGUGGAGCCUGAAGAAUGGGGUCAAACUCAACCCUCCGCCAGGAUACCAAGGACAGGACUUUGACUGGGCUGACUAUCUGAAACAGUGUGAGGCAGAAGCAGCACCCCAGCACUGCUUUCCCUCUGACCCAUCUGAUCAGUGUUUUAAGGAGUCGAUGAUGCUGGAGGCUGUUAACCCUCUUUGUCCUGAAAACAUUCACGUGGCAACAGUGACCAAAGUCAAGGGACAGCAUAUCUGGAUUCGAUUAGAAGGGCUGAAGCAGCCUGUUCCAGAGAUCAUUGUUCAUAUGGACUCCAUGGAUAUCUUCCCUGUUAGCUGGUGUGAAACUAAUGGCUACCCUCUGCUGCACCCCUGCAAGCCCAAAGUUGAAAAGCAGAAGAAAAUUGCUGUGGUUCAACCUGAAAGGCACAGAGCUCCAUCGAAAGACUCCUCCCCCGAUGCCCUCAAACAGCCUCUCAGCAGCCAGACAGAGAUGAGUCAGGCCAAUGGGAAAUACUGCUGCCCCAAGAUCUACUUCAACCACAGAUGUUUCUCUGGGCCAUACCUCAACAAGGGCCGCAUUGCUGAGCUCCCACAGUGUGUGGGUCCAGGGAACUGCGUCCUUGUGCUGAAGGAGGUCCUGACCCUCCUCAUAAACUCUGCCUACAAGCCCAGUCGUGUGCUCCGCGAGCUGCAGCUGGACCAAGAGGGCCGCUGGCAGGGCCACGGAGAGACGCUCAAAGCCAAGUACAAAGGAAAGAGCUACAGGGCAACUGUAGAGAUUGUUCGCACUGCAGACCGCGUGGCUGAGUUCUGUAGAAAGACAUGCAUUAAGCUGGAGUGCUGCCCCAACCUAUUCGGACCACGCAUGGUUCUGGAGCGCUGCUCGGAGAACUGCUCAGUCCUCACCAAAACUAAAUACACGUAUUACUAUGGGAAGAAAAAGAGUCGCCGUGUGGGGCGACCCCCGGGUGGUCAUUCCAACCUGGAGGGGGGCGUGAAGAAACGAGGGAGGAGGAGAAAGAGGAGGAAGCAGCUCUUUGUUCAUAAAAAGAGACGCUCUUCGGCCUCAGUGGACAACACGCCCGCUGGAUCUCCUCAGGGAAGCGGUGAUGAGGAAGACUUAGAUGAAGAUGACUCUCUGAGUGAGGACACUGGCUCUGAGCUGCAGGACGAGUUGAUGGACGACUCUGAAUACUCGGAAAAGAAGUCACAGCCUCCGACCCCUUCACCUUCUCCUCCCGAAACUCCUCGGCCCAACCGCCGACGCCGCAAAGCUCGCUCUCCCUCGUACUCGGAUGAUGAAAACAGACCUCCUUCACCUAAGAGCCCAUUUGCCGAGGCUCCUCAGAAGUUGUGCUUGGACAGCAGUCCAUUAGAAUGGAGUGUUACAGAUGUGGUGCGUUUCAUCAGGACCACUGACUGUGCUCCACUGGCACGCAUCUUCAUGGACCAGGAAAUUGAUGGUCAGGCUCUGCUCUUACUGAAUCUGCCUACUGUGCAGGAGUGCAUGGACCUGAAACUAGGUCCCGCCAUUAAACUGUGCCACCAUAUUGAAAGGGUCAAACUAGCUUUUUACCAGCAGUUUGCCAGCUGAGAGUGACGUUACUCCUGUGGGCAAGUGGGUAGGGAGGGUAUUUUGGGGGGAGAAUUUAUUUUCCAUUGUGUGUGUUCCUCACCAGGUUGUCAAGAUGCUGGAUGCAAGGCAUCAAAGCUUUCCUUUUCCUUUGAGUUUGGCUAGUUUGUGUGUUAGAAAUAUGCUACUGAAGGGGAUGUUUUGUGUCUUCAACAGGAGAACUUGUGGUGUUUCUCAUAAUAUUCUCUGAUCCGACAGAAUUCGCCUAUAUGCGCUAUAUAUGAGUUUGCUGGAGGUUCUUCUUCUUGGUUCAAUAUUAGGGUUAAACUCAGUCAUAGAAAGUAGUCCCAUCUAUUUCCAUAUUAACUAAGCUCCUCAUUUCUUGAAACCUUUAAUAAUAGUAGAGCGGACGACAAUGCAAGAAUCUUAAGCACAAAGACCAAUUGCCCAUGUACUGUAAGUGGUAUGCAAAAGUGUACAUAGUAGAGUUUGUCUGUACAUAUUGUAAAUAUCAGAUAUUCCUUUUAGUGGGGCUAAAUUGUCCCAGUUCUUGUUUGGUUUUCUACAAAGUUUGAGAAUUACACUGUAAGUAAACAAGAACAUUAUUUUUCAGGCAUGUUUUGUCUGACGUUUGGUAUUGCAGUGGGAUUUUGUAUAGAUGCCAGUAGCACUGUUCUUUCUGUUUGACGAUCACAUGUUCAAACAGAGACAUGUUGCUGAAAAAAAUAUAUAAACAAUAUAUAAAUUUAAUGUAAUAUAGUGGAUAAUGGUGUUCUCGUGAUUGUUGUUGUGGUUAGGAUUCAAGCACAUGAAGGUUCCAGGUUAUUGUAGUCAUGGAAGUAUUGAUAGUCCUGAUUCCAGGGUCUGUCCAAACCUAUAUUAAUAAAAUAUGUAAGUCUAUGAUUGGUUUAAACUUACAUUAAACUUGGGUUACUCAUAUUAACUGUAUGUAGAGUGCUUUCAAGAGGAAGGCAAGAAACCUUAUUUUGAUUUAGCAUCCAUUUCCCUUUUUCAUUCUAAAGGCAUUUGUGCUGAAAUGGUGAAAGUUGUUUUUGUAAGCAUAUUAUAUGUCCUCAUGCCAUGUUCAGUUUUUGUUUGCUCCCAUAUUUUGCCAAUUGGGUCAAAGAACAUUUGAAUUAAUGUUAAUUUUACCUUUUAAAUGUAUAUGUUUGUGAGCUGUUAUUUAAAAGAAAAUAAACUAAAUCUAAUGCCUUGUCUCAUUCAGGAGUGUAAAUAAAAUAAAGAUGGAAGUGUUUGAA